Molecule: messenger RNA, 340 nt
Organism: Nezara viridula (southern green stink bug)
Lineage: Eukaryota; Metazoa; Arthropoda; Insecta; Hemiptera; Pentatomidae
Source: the annotation of a GenBank genome assembly
GCCGGACGCAUUAUUAACAAUGCUGAAGCAGGUGGCAGAAAAAGUGGAAAACAGUAGGGUGUUAGGAAAGAGGAAAAGGGUUCGGGAAACUGCAAUUUCCACGGUGAGCCCCCGUCAUAAAAAACUACCAGGUGUCAAUCCUGCCGCCGGAUCCUAUUACAUGGAGCGGUUUCACCAAGGGGACAUUUUUAGAAGAGUGGAAAGUGGAAUGGAGGCAUGCAUGAUGUCGGUCUAUGCAUCAUUCUCCCUCGCAUGGCAACAUGUCAGUGUUGCGAUAGGGCGGGAACCCGUGCAACAUGCGACAAACUGCACAGCCCCUGAUAAGAGACUUCCACCUUAG